AUGCUGCGCAUCAAUUUCCUCCAGGCUGUGUUCGUAUCACUCAUGCUCCUGUCUCUUGUCUUGGCGGCGGAGCAGCCAGUGAUCACCCAUGCCGUGCACCGUGAGUCCCAGUCUCUCCAGGACGUCCUGGCCGGCAUCAACGUGAACUCCAUUCACGAGGCCCUGCAUGCCCUCUCUCGCAAGUUCCAGGACGGCAUUUUCCCGACUGACAUGAGUGCCGCCGAGGCCCUGCAAGGUGAUGACGAGACUAUCGCCAACCUUGUGAGACUCGCCAAGCGGGACAGCAAUUCCACGACCGCUACAACGGAGUCUACCACUUCUUCAGUGCCUGUGACCACCAGCAGCUCCAGCAGUGAGACUUCUACUACAUCGGUGCAAACCACGACUUCCCAGUCGACUACGGUGCCAUCUACGACGUCAACUACUAGCACGACUUCGAGCUCGUCGACUACCACUGUUCCUUCGACUACUACCACGACAAGCUCGAGCUCGUCCUCCUCGACUGUCCCCAGCACCACCUCGUCUAGCUCGGUGCAGUCUACCCUCACCACCACGACGAGCUCCUCUUCUUCCUCAUCGACUACUUCAGCCCCGACUACCACCGACAGCUCUUUUACUUCCACCUACAAGAGCACUACGACCUUACCUGAUGGUAGUCUCAGUACCAUCACUUCGACUACUAUCGUGCACGUUCACCCAACCGGCUCGUCUGAUAGCUCAACUACCAAGGGCUCGGCCCCAGGCUUGCAGACUGGCGCAGCGGCUUUGACUACCGCCGGUCUCACCCGGGAAGUCGUGGCCAUGGUCGGCGGUGCUGUCAUUGUUGCUAUGGCGCUGUGA
Molecule: messenger RNA, 840 nt
Organism: Penicillium daleae
Lineage: Eukaryota; Fungi; Ascomycota; Eurotiomycetes; Eurotiales; Aspergillaceae
Product: putative GPI anchored cell wall protein (Dan4)
Exons: 1
Coding region: 1-840 (279 amino acids)
Source: RefSeq, a predicted model, not a curated record